This is a messenger RNA of Verticillium alfalfae VaMs.102, 486 nucleotides long. RefSeq lists its product with no specific name. The record is from RefSeq and is a predicted model, not a curated record. Bases 1 to 486 code for a protein of 161 amino acids. NCBI's taxonomy places the organism in Eukaryota, Fungi, Ascomycota, Sordariomycetes, Glomerellales, Plectosphaerellaceae. The transcript has a single exon.
AUGUCUCGUGAGUCCUGUGCUGCUCUCGGUCACCCAAGACAGGGCACCUAUCCUAGGGGCAGCUCAAAACCCUCAUCGCUCGUCCAGACGGCGCCCUCUACCUCCCACGCAGUCGCAUCGUCCUCCAACGCCCGACAUCCUUCGCCCACGUCAAGCGUCUACCUCGCGUCUCUGCUCCGCGGCCCAACCCUCCUCAGCAGCGCCGCCCUGCUCCAAGACGACAACAGCACGACCUGCAGCUCGGCCGUCCCGUACGUGGCCCCGGGCCGUGCGCCCUGCGACCAGCCCUUCGAGCUGAGCGCGGGCUUCGCCUACCGCUGGCGGGGCUGCGGCCAGCUGCCGACCAACGUGACCUGGGCCGUCGGCGGCGAGGCUGACGAGACGCGCCUCGGCGUCUGCGGGGAUGUCCCUCCCGCGGCGCGUUGGGACUGCGGCGCCGGGCAGACGCUGGCGACGGAGUGGCUUUGCGGGCCGGCGACGCUGUGA